GAAUUGAAAAAACAAGUUGGUAAAGGAAAAAGUAGAAUUCUUUCCCGGUUCAGUAGGCUGCUGUGACAUUUUCCGUUUCCCUCUCCAUUGCCUCUUCAACUACAAAAUCACAGUGUCUCAAUUGAACGAUCAAGAUGGCGUUAUCGACAAAUCGAACGGCGAUUAAUCACCUCCUAAAACCUUUAACCGUCUCCACGCGCCACCUCUCCUCGGCAACCAUAACCAUAGAAACAAGCCUCCCAUUCACCCCACACAAAAUCGAUCCUCCUUCACGCGCCGUCGAAACAAACCCUAAGGAACUCAUGAAAUUCUUCAACGACAUGGCGUUAAUGCGGCGAAUGGAAAUAGCAGCAGAUUCGCUUUACAAAGCCAAACUCAUCCGUGGUUUCUGCCACCUUUACGAUGGACAAGAAGCCGUUGCUAUAGGUAUGGAAGCUGCAAUUACGAAAAAGGACUGUAUAAUUACGGCUUAUAGAGAUCAUUGUAUAUUCCUUGCACGUGGUGGAGGGUUACAUGAGUCAUUUGCGGAGUUAAUGGGGAGGAAAGAUGGUUGUUCUAAAGGGAAAGGAAGUUCGAUGCAUUUUUAUAAAAAGGAGAGUGCAUUUUAUGGAGGUCAUGGAAUUGUAGGUGCUCAAGUUCCUUUAGGUAUUGGACUUUCAUUUGCGCAGAAAUAUUCGAAAGAGGAGCAUGUUACUUUUGCGAUGUAUGGUGAUGGUGCUGCUAAUCAAGGACAAUUGUUUGAAGCUUUGAAUAUGGCUGCUUUAUGGGAUCUGCCUGCCAUUCUAGUCUGCGAGAAUAAUCAUUAUGGAAUGGGGACAGCGGAAUGGAGGGCUGCAAAGAGUUCAGCCUAUUACAAAAGAGGGGAUUAUGUUCCUGGUUUAAAGGUGGAUGGUAUGGAUGCCCUUGCCGUAAAACAAGCAUGCAAAUUUGCCAAGGAACAUGUCCUCAAGAAUGGACCAAUUAUUCUUGAAAUGGACACCUACAGGUACCAUGGUCACUCCAUGUCUGAUCCUGGAAGCACCUACCGUACACGUGACGAGAUUAGUGGCAUUCGACAGGAACGUGAUCCUAUUGAGAGAAUUAGGAAACUCAUAUUAGCCCAUGAUAUAGCCACUGAGAAGGAGCUGAAGGAUAUCGAGAAAGAAAAGAGGAAAGUGGUAGAUGAAGCCAUUGCUAAAGCAAAGGAGAGCCCCAUGCCUGACCCUUCUGAACUGUUCACCAAUGUAUAUGUGAAAGGGUUUGGAGUUGCGGUCUUUGGAGCAGAUAGGAAAGAAGUCAGAGCCACACUUCCAUGAGGCAAAGCAUAUGGUUGCAAUUUUUGAUUGUGUUGCUUGGAUGCUGGAGAGAGAGAGAGAGAUAACUGCAAGAGAGCAAUAUGUCUGAUGACAAAGGCUUGAGUUUCUUCUGAUUGCGUAUAAAUAUUGAAAUGGCUUGUCUUUAUUGUAGGAAAUGGUUCUUUGUUUAUGUUUUUUGGCUCUUGCUGCAGAUACUUGGCCUAUGAAUUUUUUUGUACACGAUUGCAAUUUCAUAUAGCAAUAAAAUUGAGCAUGCAACCA
Molecule: messenger RNA, 1556 nt
Organism: Lycium barbarum (goji berry)
Lineage: Eukaryota; Viridiplantae; Streptophyta; Magnoliopsida; Solanales; Solanaceae
Product: pyruvate dehydrogenase E1 component subunit alpha, mitochondrial-like
Exons: 9
Coding region: 135-1295 (386 amino acids)
Biological process (GO): pyruvate decarboxylation to acetyl-CoA
Cellular component (GO): intracellular membrane-bounded organelle
Molecular function (GO): pyruvate dehydrogenase (acetyl-transferring) activity
Source: RefSeq, a predicted model, not a curated record